AAUUGCUGGAUGUUUUUCUACCCACGAAAUUUAAAAUUUAAAAUUGUUUACAAUGAAGAAAACUAAUUCAAUUCAUUAUAUUAGGCCAUUAAAAGGGAAGAAAUUUUAUAUUUAUGCAGAGAGUUUGUUAUUAUUUAUUUAGCUUUCAAGUGGAGGAGUGGCGGAAUCAGUAGCAAAACAAAAAUCUCCUAGCAGCAUUAAGUUUCACUGAUUUUAUAUAUUCGGAACUCAAAUCUGGCCGAGGAUAACUUUGUUUUUCAUCUUUCUGGAGUCGGAAAAUAAAGAAGUAUCUGUCAAAAAUAUUGAUGUAGUUUAAAUCGCCUGUAUCUCAUCUCGACCCAAACUGCGACCAUGUGCUUAUGUCAAAACAGAAAUCUUUAUUUAUUUAUUACUAUUAUUUAAACAUUUAGCCGGCAUUUAGUUGCUAUCGAAAAAAAAAAAAAAAAAAAAAUCAGGCGCUUUGUAACAACCACUUUAAGUAAACAUAUCGCAAUGAUUGACCUGGUUAAUACUUAUCGGUAGUGUUUUAUUUUUUCCUUCUUUCACACUCACCUCGUAUUGUGUUUUAGUUGAUAGUGGAGGCCAAACUGCAUCAGCCUACAUCAGCUGAUAGGGGUCGUUACAACAUAAUAUGGCGGCAUGGUCUGACCCAUCAUUAACAGUUCUCGACAGUCCUCUAUCACAACUCAAUUCCGAUGGAAGAAGGACAUAUACGGGGGAUAGCUCAGUGAUUUCAGAUGUUGAUGGCUGUAGCUAUGAAGAAGAUCUUGUGUCACAUAUCAAUUCCAUCACAGAUUCAAACAAUCAUUUGAUGACAAAAUAUAAGUGGUGCCUUAACUAUCAAGAAGCAGCUGUUUAUCUCCAAGAAGGUGAAAAUAAUGAUAAAUAUGAUACCCAUCCUUCAAAUUACGAUGCCCUACCAGCCUAUCAAGUUGCACACAACUACUGGUUUCAUAUACUUGACCUUUUUGCUUCAAUUCUGCUCCUUUCAUUGGCCCUCUGCGAAAGCCCUGCAGUAACUAACAUGGCAUUGCCUGUUGGGGUUCAUAGCUCUCUUGAGCUCUUUUGUUUAUUAAUUUUAGCACUGAUUCUUGGAAUUCGGUUGAAAUGGUUAAAAUUUAGAACAUUUUUCAAACAUAAACGAACAGUAUUAAAGAUGUUUCUGUUAUUAGUCAUGUUAGUGGAAGCUUUUGUAAUGAUAUGUCGUCAGAAGAACCACUUACGGGUGACCAGAGCUGUGAGGCCAUUCUUUCUUAUGGAUUCCUAUUAUUGCAAAGGCGUUCGAAGAUUUACACGUCAAAUCUUUCAAUCUCUACGGCCAAUUUUUGACAUGCUUCUACUGUUGCUAUUUUUUAUGUUGAUAUUUUCUAUCUUAGGAUUUUAUCUGUUUUCUGACAUAAACAACUAUACUUAUUUCAGUACUAUCCAGGACUCUUUUGUUAGUCUUUUUGUUCUACUAACAACUGCUAACUAUCCUGAUGUUAUGAUGCCUGCUUAUAACGAAUCACGUUUUUAUGUUGCAUUCUUUAUAAUCUACCUCAGUCUUGAAUUAUUUUUCCUCAUGAACUUGCUUCUUGCUGUCGUGUAUGAUAAAUUUUCUUCAUUAGAGAAAGAAAAACUGAGAAAGUUAUUCUUUCACAAAAGACUUGGCUGUCGUUAUGCCUUCCAGUUGCUUGUCAGUAGGCAGCAUCCAGCUACAAUUCAGCUGAAACAUUUUCAAGGAAUGAUGCAGUACUUAAGACCUAAAAUGAGCCGGAAAGAUGUCUACCUAACAUUUAAAAGUAUGAAUGUAUUAUCAACUGGUUCAUUGUCACUCACUGAGUUUUUUACAGUGUAUGGAUGCAGUAAGUUAAAAUGGAAGCCUAAAAAUGUAUCAACUAUUUGGUCAGAAGAUUUCAGAUAUCCUUUUAAUUUGAUUUUUCGAGUUUUGCAUCGUAUAGUUACUCACAAGUGUUUUGAAUACUAUAUAUAUUUGACAAUAGCAUCAAACUUCACCUGGAUUGUUAUUGAAACCGUACAGAUGUCAGUUCAACACAUAAGUGUGAAAAAGUAUGACUUCACAGCUACAGGAGUAACUGUAUUCUUUAUUUAUAUAUAUGUCAUUGAAGCAUGUCUGAAAAUUCUUGGUAAAGGACCAAGAGAAUAUUUUACAACUGGUUGGGAUCUGUUUGACUUUUUUGUUACAUUAGUAAGCAUUAUCGGUCUGCUUGGUGAGAUUGUCAAUCAUAAUUUUUAUUACAUCAUGGUUCUCCGACCAUUCAGACUUCUCAGAUUAUUCAAAAUCAAUCGAAGAUAUCGAGAUGUUCUGGGAACAUUCUUUGUUAUUUUCUCACGUCUUGUCAGUAUUGCAUUAACUAUUAUGAUGUUAUAUUACUUCUUUGGUAUCAUUGGUAUGGAACUUAUUGGUGAUGUUGACCUCACCAAUUGUUGUAAGAACACCAGUGUUGAAGACUUUUACCGGGAAGAUAAUAGCACCAGUAUUCAAGGCUUUUAUUAUUUAAAUAAUUUUCAAAAUAUUCUUUACAGUGGAGUGACACUGUUUGAGCUGACUGUUGUUAAUAACUGGUUUAUAAUCAUGGAAGGUUAUGCUAAUGCUGUCAGUGAAUGGCUGCGACUCUACUUCAUGCUGUUUUAUAUUGUCUCUAUGGUUGUGAUGAAUAUUGUUGUGGCAUUUGUUUUAGAUGCCUUUCUUUUCCGUAUUCAGUACAAGAGAACAAUGAACUGUAAAGACAUUGAAGAUGAAAGCAUUCAGCAAAUUGACAUACCUUUAUCACAGAGGAAUUACAAAUGUACCAAAGUGAUUUAUCAAGGUGAACGGCAUAAAAACCGAGAAGAUUUCAGUCUGCAAAUGUACCAAGAUGAAGUCACGGUUUGGCUUGAAGAAGAAGUGCAAGAACAUAUGCAUGCUAUAAAUUAUAUGAAGAAUCUUCAGCAAAGAAACCGAGACAACUCUGCCAACUUGGAAGAUUUUUCUGUUAAUGACUCAGACACCAGACAUCUAACCCUCACUUUAUAACUGACCAAACAUCUUUUGUAUUGUAUUGUUCUUCACUCUUGUAUUUUUUUUAUCCUCCUCAGUAAUGAAUAACAUCUUUCACCAUUGCAUUACCCCAUAACUGUUGUUUAUUUCAUCAUCAGAAGUAAAAUGUCCAAUGUUUAGAGACAACGUUUAACAACAACAGUGAAUAACUCGUUUUAAGGGUCAAUUGAGAUCCUUUCUUUAUUAAUAUAUUUCUGAAUUUGUCCAAACAGUCCACCAUCUCAAAAUGGCUGUGUAAUUGUAAUAGUGAAACAAAAUCUUAAAACUGUUGCAUUAUAGGCAAAAUAUAGCCUAAUUAAUAUUCAGCAUUAGGAAAGACAUUCAAUAUGGAAAUGUGUGGCUUAGUAGUUAGGGUGUUGUACUCAUGAUUGUAAGAUUGUGGUUUUGAUUCCAGGACUAGGAAGCUUGAGCAAAACAGUUCAUUACAUGUUGCUCUAGUUCACACAGCCGGCAAAAAUGAGUAAUCCUGUGAUGGACCAGUGGGGGAUAUAUAUAUGCUACAGAAUAUGAGAAACCAACCUUGAGCCUAUGGCUUGGGAAGAACCUUUUCACUGGAAUAACAUGUAUAAUUGCAUGUGUAUAAAUAUUACAUAUGCAUAUGUGAUUUAUGUUCUCUCUCAUAUACAUAUAUGUACACACUGACACACAAUAAUGAUUAUGAAAUGAUCACACCCCACUACCUAUGUGAUAUGUCAUAUGGCAAAUAACCUUUGAUGAAUACAUAGUCAUCUAUAGCUCUUCUCUCUUUAAGUCAGUGAAAAAUUGUUUCCUUAUUUCACCACACACUUCUAUGGAGACUCUCCCUUGUGCAAUGUUGAAGGGGAAAAUGUCUGAAUAGUAUUUUGUUUGCACAAAAGAGAAAAACCACACAUGUAUUCUACAAAUUUUCAAUUCUAAUAAACAUCAUACAAUUACAUCUUUAUUUUUUCCAUGCUGGCAUGGAUUAGAUAGAUUUGUAUCAUCAUAUUUCUUCAGUUCUCUAUACUUCUGUUGGUGAUAUUAUGUGUAUUGAAGCCUUCUUCUUUAGUUACCAUCAAACAUUAUCUGUAUGUCAAAGCUACAUCAUACACUGUUUGCUCUAGUGAAUCCAAUGUUUCUAGUUGUGAGCUGCUUUCUACCGUGUGAUCUGAUUAUGGGUUUUAAAUUCUAUAUCCAUUAGAUCAUAUUGAAAUAAUCUUAUUCUAUGAACCAGUAAACUUUGUCUUUCAUUAUUCAUCUUUCAUUUCCACUGCAUACACCAUAUACUUAAUUUUAUUUUCAUGAGCUUUUGACACUGUGGUGUUGCUGACUCAAUAUGCAACAGUGUUUAGAUAAAAGAGGUAUAUCAGACAUUAAACAUGGAGAGCUGUAUUUCUUGGUUUAGUUUACUAUUUACCUUUGUCAAUAUUGUAUUAAUCAGAAAUAAUGUUAAUACUGGCGACCAAUAAUUUAGACUUAAGAAUAUGGUUUGAAAAGACCUUUAAGGAAACCUUUAGCUACAAAUGGAUUCUUUGUUGUCUGCUAGAUCAUAGGAGUUAAGUUUGUUUACCUCAUUUGGUAAAUACAUAGGUAUUGUUUUUGUUUUAUAGUAAUCUUAUUGAUUGAUUAAUCAACUAUUUUGACUAUUAUUUUUAUCAUCAAAUUCAAAUGUCUUCCAUUAAACUAACAUACAUUAUAUACUGGUAUAAGAAUCAGCUUAUGUGUUAAGACUACAAAAUACUACCAUUUUCAAUUGAAUUACUUUACAGAGGUUGAAAGUAUUCUGUAAUGAUUUUUAGAAUAUCAUGCAUAAUUCAAUAUGUGAGUUUGAUCAGCUCAGUUACUGUGAGCAGCAAACACUUUUUCCUUGCCUGUUGCUUCAUAGAAAAAGGGCAAGGGCCUGUGUAUUAGAAUCUUCACUCCUUAUGGCAGCUGAGCUUAUCAGACUCCUUUGUGUAUCAACUGUUGCCAAUGCAGACCAUCACUUUUCUCAAAUUCUGGUUUUAAUGCUAUUAUUCAAUAUGAUCAAGCUGGCUUCAAGAAAACAUUGGUUCCUUUUCAAAGAAAAUAUACUCUGGUCUGAUGAUAAUUUCUGCCUGUUACUGGUUUCUUUGAUGAAUUCAGUUAACCUCUUACUGACUUUCCCUAACCUUUGCUCACUGCUUCUGUCAUAUAUAUAUAUAUAUCAUUGCUACAAUAAUAACAGGCACUGUUGUAUAAUCAGGAAUGCACUCAACAGGCAAACAAAAGGUAUAUGGUUUGAGUCCUGUCAAUGGGCCUGUUCCUCCUAAUAUUUGACAUAAUUUAAAAUGAAAAUCAUUACUCUCAGUUGAUUUAGAUUUAAUGAUAGUUUUUAUUUACAAAACACUUCUCUACACUUGUCUCUUUGGAUCAAACUACUUUCAUAUCUUUUUGUGGAAACUACAAAUCAUGUAACCUAUUUACUCAUUCAAAUCACAAAACUAUAACUCAUAGAAACAUCAUCAUCAUAUGUCUGUUUUCCAUGCAUACAUGGAUAGAAUAAUUGACAGGUAGAAGACUAACCCAGGCUACUGUGUCUGUUUCGGCAGGGUUUUUAUGGCUGGAUGCCCUUCCUAACACCAACUGCUCUGCAGAGUGGACUCAGUGCUUUUUACGUAGCUCUAACACAGAUGAGGUUAAUUUUGGCAGGAUUUCUACAGCUGGAUGCCCUUCCAAAUACCAUUUUACAAUGUGGACUAUAUGCUUUUUAUGUGGCAUCAACACUAGCAGGAUCACCAAGUAACUUGCAAGACAAGGAAUUUUGAGAGGGGCAGGGGCAUUUGAAGGGAACUUGUGUCAGAGGAUGAAAGGUCAGAGUGUGACAGAAACAGAGAGGUAGAAACAGGUAUCUUGCCACAACAGAGGGGGCAUUGGAGGAGGUGAUCUGGUGUCAGAUGAUGAAAGAUUAGAGUGUAAUAGAGAAUUAGAAACAAUAACGUGAAAAUCUGAAAUCCCAAAUUCUUAAUGGGUUUUUAUUUCUUCAGUAGUCAAAUAUUCCCUUUCUUGUGUGCCAUUUUAAAAGAUUUAUCCUUAAAGCAUGAAUACACAAAGAAAACAAUUCUGUAGAUAUGUUUGUUUCCAAAGUGAACUUUCAUUUAGUUCUCAGAUAUCUUGUAAAGUUACCCUCUACCUUUGAUGAGAAAAUGAAUUUAUAUAAUAUAUAUAUUUAUAUGAUGUACAUGUAUUCUGAAUUCUGUGACCAAAGAUAUUUUUAUAUUUAUGUUUAGAAUUUAAAGAGCAAAUACUGUAAAUAAUUCAAUUGCUAAUAAAGAAUUUAUGAAUUUGAAGAUAUUAA
Molecule: messenger RNA, 6314 nt
Organism: Octopus sinensis (East Asian common octopus)
Lineage: Eukaryota; Metazoa; Mollusca; Cephalopoda; Octopoda; Octopodidae
Product: two pore calcium channel protein 1-like
Exons: 26
Coding region: 632-3016 (794 amino acids)
Biological process (GO): transmembrane transport; monoatomic ion transport
Cellular component (GO): lysosomal membrane; endosome membrane
Molecular function (GO): voltage-gated channel activity; monoatomic ion channel activity
Source: RefSeq, a predicted model, not a curated record